AAUUGAUAUAUUGAAGAAAAAAUAAUAAACAUUUAAAAAAUAUUUAUAUAUUUAUUUAUAAUAACGAUAUAAGAAAGGAAAAAAAAUUUAAAAUAUGCCGACAGUUGUUAAUUCAUCAUUGACAUAUGAAAUAUUAAUGUAUCUUAAUUCAUUCUAUUUUGGUAUGUUUGCUGUUUGUGAAUUAGGAAUGGGAUUAUUUAAAGCAACAAAUUUACCAUCACCAAAUUCAGGAACAACAAUUAUUGAAUUUAUUUUGUUAUUAUUUUUAAUAACAACUGAAGGUGGAAGAAUAUAUCUUGGAAGAAAAGGAAAUUUAACUGAACGUGGAUUACCAAUAAUACUUGGUAUACUAUUAUCAAUACCAAGUGUACUUGCAACAUUAUAUUUUUUAUUUUGGCAAAAUUAUGUAUUAAGAUUAGAAAUGAUAUUGUGUAGUAUACAAUUAGUAUUAAUUGUAACUGAGCUUAUUAUAUCAAUUUUGUGCCUUUUUGCUAUUUACCGUCCAUCACCACCUGAGGAAUAAUUAAUCAUUAAUAAUUACCUACAACUUUUAAUUAUUUUUUUAAUUUAAAAAUUUUUUUUUCCAACAAAAGCAUG
Aphidius gifuensis is the source of this 597-nucleotide messenger RNA. RefSeq names its product transmembrane protein 216-like. The coding region runs from base 95 to 523 and encodes 142 amino acids. The record is from RefSeq and is a predicted model, not a curated record. Gene Ontology annotation, cellular component: ciliary transition zone. The transcript has a single exon. Gene Ontology annotation, biological process: non-motile cilium assembly. NCBI's taxonomy places the organism in Eukaryota, Metazoa, Arthropoda, Insecta, Hymenoptera, Braconidae.